AUGGCCAGUACACAAACGUCAGUCAUAGCAGAAGAGAAGGGGCGCUUGUCUAUACCAGACAAGCUUUUACAUGGAUUGGAUCCCGAAUGGGUAGAACUAUGGGAAAAGCAUGGCAGCUCUAUGGUGAGAGCCGACGAGCUAUGUCUCGAAGAAUAUCGCAAGAGCCCCGCUACGUAUAGCUUCACCUACCCUACAUGCCCUGGUCCGCCCGUUUUCCAUGUUGAGGAUAUGGAGAUCCCAGUGUCUCAGCCAGCUGGAAAGAUCCUGAUCAGGGUCUAUACGCCAGAAGGUUCAGGGCCAUUCCCUGUUCAUCUAAACUUCCAUGGAGGUGGAUGGGUCCUUGGCAAUCUCAACUCUGAAGCUGCUUGGUGCCGGCACAUGUGCAACAAAGCCCAAAUUAAAGUGAUCGAUGUCGACUACCGACUUGCUCCGGAGUUUCCCUAUCCUACCAGUAUCUACGACUCUUGGGAUGCUGUGAAAUGGACAAUAGAAAAUGCUUCUAGUCUCAACAUUAAUCCAUCGAGUGUUUCUAUCGGAGGUCUCUCAGCUGGAGGUCAAAUGACGGCAGUAAUGGCGCAUUUCGCCCGUGACGAGGGCAUCGAUCUGAAACUUCAAUUGAUCAUAGUUCCGGCGACAGACAUGCGUUACUGUCUAAGAACCCGGGAGCUGAAUGAGACCACUUGUCCCUACAGAAGUGUCUUGCUAUACCACGAUGCUCCUUGGGGACCACUAGGCAGAGAGCAAUGGUUCCUGAAGUAUUGGCUUGGCGAUGAUGACGCUACCCAAGAAAGAAUAUUGACAAAAGAGUGGAUCUGCACACCUGUGCUUGCUCCUUCAUUCAAAAACCUUGCGAGGGCACACAUCAUCACAGCAGAGUUUGAUCUUGAGCGAGAUGAAGGGGAGUAUUAUGGGCACCUUAUGCAAGAGGCUGGAAACGAGGUCACAAUGAAGAGAUAUCCAGGCGUGCCACAUGCUUUUGGGCACUUCAAUCACCCUGAAAGAGGACUCUCACAGAGCUUUGUGUAUAUUGAAGAUACCAGUCGAAUCCUUUGGCAGGUACACUUCGGCAAGAAUGAAAAGUAA
Penicillium egyptiacum is the source of this 1083-nucleotide messenger RNA. NCBI's taxonomy places the organism in Eukaryota, Fungi, Ascomycota, Eurotiomycetes, Eurotiales, Aspergillaceae. The record is from the annotation of a GenBank genome assembly.